Nematolebias whitei (Rio pearlfish) is the source of this 969-nucleotide messenger RNA. Its product is annotated as ion channel TACAN-like. The coding region runs from base 1 to 969 and encodes 322 amino acids. Lineage: Eukaryota; Metazoa; Chordata; Actinopteri; Cyprinodontiformes; Rivulidae. Gene Ontology annotation, cellular component: membrane. The transcript has 12 exons. The record is from RefSeq and is a predicted model, not a curated record. Gene Ontology annotation, biological process: fat cell differentiation.
AUGACUCAGGUUUUAACAGGAAUUCUUGAGGAGUGGAAGUGUCUGGAGGAUGAGAAUCACAAACUUCAGGAAACACAUCGAAUGUAUUUACAAAAACUGGAUGAAAUCUCUCACCUCCAGAACAACUGCACAUCAUCCAUUUCCCGUCAGCGUAAAAAACUGAAGGAGACGUCCCGCCUUGUGAAGAAGCACAGCAAAAAAUCGUCUGGAGAAGCGCUGACGACGCUGGAGGGGUUAAAGGAGAAGAUCAAGACAAGAGAGCAUGUCUUCUCUGAAAUGGAAGCGUUUCUUCCCAAGAAAAAUGGCGUCUAUCUCAGUCUGGUUCUUGGAAACGUUAACGUCACUCUCCUCAGCAAGCAAGCAAACCUGCUGCUGCUGUCUGUCGUUUGUUACGUCUUCGUGAGCUACAGGUUUCUCGAUGCAAUCCUUAAUUUCCUGCUUGUGUGGUAUUAUUGCACACUAACCAUCAGAGAAAGUAUCCUCAUCACUAACGGCUCCAGAAUUAAAGGCUGGUGGGUUUUUCACCACUACAUCUCGGCUUUUUUGUCCGGUGUAAUGCUGACAUGGCCAGAUGGGACUCUUUACAAGACAUUCAGGAACCAGUUUCUUGCCUACUCCUUGUAUCAAAGUUUUGUUCAGUGUUUGCAGUGCUAUUAUCAGAGCGGGUGUCUGUACAGACUCCGAGCCCUGGGAGAAAGACACAACAUGGAUCUGACUGUUGAGGGAUUCCAGUCGUGGAUGUGGAAGGGGCUGACGUUUCUCUUGCCCUUCCUGUUCUUUGGUCAUUUCUGGCAGCUCUUCAACAGCCUGUCUCUGUUCAGGAUGGCUCAGCUCCCAGACUGCAAAGAAUGGCAGGUCCUGAUGUGCGGCCUCUGCUUCCUUCUGCUUUUUCUGGGGAAUUUCUCCACCACGCUCGCAGUUGUGCGUCAGAAGCUUAAAGGCAGGAAUCAGAAACCAAAGAGCGCGUGA